Molecule: messenger RNA, 1257 nt
Organism: Pelobates fuscus (common spadefoot toad)
Lineage: Eukaryota; Metazoa; Chordata; Amphibia; Anura; Pelobatidae
Gene: SELENOS
Product: selenoprotein S
Exons: 6
Coding region: 65-607 (180 amino acids)
Biological process (GO): endoplasmic reticulum unfolded protein response; retrograde protein transport, ER to cytosol
Cellular component (GO): Derlin-1 retrotranslocation complex; Derlin-1-VIMP complex; endoplasmic reticulum membrane
Source: RefSeq, a predicted model, not a curated record
CAUCCAGGAUGUGCAGGCACCACACGGUGUAAACAGAGCCAAGUCUCGCAGCAGGCUCUCCGUCAUGGGGACUGAGGGAAAGAUGCCGGGCGGCCCCACCGACCUGGAGCGGGACUGGAUCCUACAGCUCCAGGAUACGGUGGGUGCUGUUUUCUCUAAUUAUGGCUGGUACAUCCUGUUGAGCUGUGUGGUUAUGAUGCUUCUAAAACACAAGCUGAGUGAGAAAUUCCGACAAGUCCUGGGAACUCCACGCACAUCUAGACCAGAUCCUGAGGAGGUGGUAAGAAGACAGGAAGCAAUGGCCGCAGCGCGGUUGAGGAUGCAAGAAGAGCUCGAUGCACAGGCAGAGAUAUUUAAAGAAAGGCAAAAGCAGCUGGAAGAGGAAAAGAGGCGUCGUAAACUAGAAGGCUGGAAAAGUAAUAAAGUGACUUACCAAGUUAAUGAGACCUCGUCUCCAUCUCCCAGCACAUCCACAUCUUCCACCCCCUUAAAGCCAAAAACAGAAAAGCGGUCUCUGCGUGGAAGUGGGUUUAACCCACUCACUGGUGAUGGAGGUGGCACAUGCGUGUGGAGACCCGGCCGAAGGGGCCCCUCUACAGGAGGAUGAGGUUAAACUCCUUGCUGGUAUUUUCCCAAAUUAUACCAGCAAGGUUUGAAGGGCUGUUACCAUCCACAGAAAUAGCAUUUAUCCUAGUAUCUCACCGUUGUUAUUUACCAUACCUUUGGCUGACAUGGGAUGUACAGUGACAUUCCAUCUACCCAGUUCAGUAGCUUUAUAAACAAGAAGAACAAGUCACAGACACUAUCAUUUUUGGUUCUCCAGCUGGACAUUUCUUGGUGGGGGGGGGGAAAUGUUUUUCGUUUGAGAAAAUGAUUCUGUGGACAUUCGGUGCUACUAAUGGAUGCUUUUAAUGAUGUCAUCCUUAUAAAUGGUUCUCUAUCCAAGAAGGAUGACUGAAAUGGUGUGGUGAUAACACCCUUAUUUUUUUGUUUAUCUGUUUUGUUUCUAUGUGUUUACUGCGUCUAAUGAUACUUUGCACCUUCAGCUUGUUAUAGUGAUGUUUGUACAAAAUAAAAGGAUCAUUUUCACAAUUUUUAGCACUUGAGGUUCCAGCCACAUUUGGCUGGUUCCUUUACAUGUACAGGGUUUAUGUAUCAUUUGUUAAGUACUGAAUUUGAAUCCUAGCUCUUAAUCACAAGAAUAACAUUUUGCAGAAAAUACAAACAUUUCACUAAUAAAAACUGCUAUUAGCAGAA